Molecule: messenger RNA, 919 nt
Organism: Serpula lacrymans var. lacrymans S7.9
Lineage: Eukaryota; Fungi; Basidiomycota; Agaricomycetes; Boletales; Serpulaceae
Exons: 3
Coding region: 313-810 (165 amino acids)
Source: RefSeq, a predicted model, not a curated record
UGCGCAGGUCUAAUCAUACAACGAUCACGAUGGAUGUCGACGUCGACGGUGGUGGUGGUGGUGGUGGUGGUUAGAGUGAUAAAGACGGGGUCGUGAAUGACGUGACCUACCAUAUAGAGACGGUGGUUCGUCGCGACCGAUGCGUUCAUGUGCGUCACUCUCCUGCGCCGCAGUCCCUACUAUCCUCUCGCACGCGUAUUCGAGUCACCUCGUCUGCCUACUAUUCCCAUUCCCCGCAGCCAUUCUAUCUCUCAGCCUAUAAACUUAUUCACCACCUGUACUUUCUUGCAUUCCCAACGCACCCCGCUAGUCAUGUCCGCGUCCACCCUCUCCUCAUGGGUCCAGUCCCGCUUGUCUGCAGUCUACGAAGCCGCCGAAGAUGACGCCUUUUACAAAGCAUUCGACGCCGUAUUCUCCCCAUCCUGCCAAGUCACCCACAACCACGCCUCCAUCUCUCGUGACGCUCUCAAAGACGCGCUCUUCUCCCGUCGGGCAGCCAGCAUCGGUGCACAAGUCAAAUGGGACGAUAACGUCAUAACAGCUGCAGCAGAGAAAAAUUCUAAUGAGGCUGGCAUAGUCGCCGGAUCGUUCGUCGUACAAACAUCAAUGAAAUUUCGCAUCCGCGCCGCUCCCGCCCAAAGGCAGACAUUGCUUCACUUCAGCGCAAAGGUCGAACAAGACGACGCUGUCGCAGCAGACGAAACAGGCGACCGUCGUCGCAUCAUCAGCUUCCUGUACACCACCCUCGAUAGAACACCCCCCAUCCAUUUCCAGGUUCCCCCUACCGAGAAGGCAGUCAAGCAGGACUAAGUUAUAAGUACGGAUUAGUAAAGAUGUAAUAAUAUUCGGAUGUGGGGCAGUAGUGCAAAACCUCGGAAUCACAUGUAUCAGUACGAAUUCAUGGACGUUAUCUUGUCAU